CGGAGGCGGUCUCAGAGUUAGUUCCUGUUGCCCUCACUAGAGAUGGCGCUUGCUAGCGUGUUACAGCGGCCUUUGCCGGUGAACCAGCAUGGGUUUUUUGGACUCGGAGGUCGCGCAGAUCUGCUGGACCUGGGUCCGGGGAGUCCCGCUGAUGGCCUGAGCCUGGCCGCGCCCGGCUGGGGUGUCCCCGAGGAGUCGAGGAUCGAAAUGCUUCAUGGAACCACCACCCUGGCCUUCAAGUUUCGCCACGGAGUCAUUGUUGCAGCAGAUUCCCGGGCCACAGCAGGUGCUUACAUUGCCUCCCAGACCGUGAAGAAAGUGAUCGAGAUCAACCCCUACCUUCUGGGCACCAUGGCUGGGGGUGCAGCCGACUGCAGCUUCUGGGAGCGGUUGUUGGCUCGGCAAUGUCGAAUCUAUGAGCUUCGCAAUAAGGAACGCAUCUCUGUCGCUGCGGCCUCCAAGCUUCUUGCCAACAUGGUGUAUCAGUACAAGGGCAUGGGGCUGUCCAUGGGCACCAUGAUCUGUGGCUGGGACAAGAGAGGCCCCGGCCUCUACUAUGUAGACAGUGAGGGGAACCGGAUCUCUGGAACUGCCUUCUCAGUGGGUUCUGGCUCCGUGUAUGCUUAUGGGGUCAUGGAUCGAGGCUACUCCUAUGACCUACAAGUGGAGGAUGCUUAUGAUCUGGCCCGCCGAGCCAUCUACCAAGCCACCUACAGAGAUGCCUACUCUGGAGGUUCAGUCAACCUCUACCACGUGCGGGAGGAUGGCUGGAUCCGUGUCUCCAGUGACAAUGUCGCUGACUUACACGACAAGUAUAAUGAGUCUGUCCUCUGAAGGAAAGCGGAUGUGGCCGUCUGCACCUGUUUGGGGGCUCCUACUGGUUACAAUAAAUAAUAGCACUCGUUCCAUAGUGAAGCCCACAGUUAUUUCAGUACCUCUUGUAAAGCUCUGAAACAUUGUGUGUUCACAGUUGAUGGGCUCCUGAUGGAUGCAUUAGCUGUUUGUUUUACUCUCUUGGAUGCUAAAAUUACACUACUCUUCAACCUCG
This is a messenger RNA of Microtus ochrogaster (prairie vole), 1048 nucleotides long. RefSeq names its product proteasome 20S subunit beta 5 (gene Psmb5). NCBI's taxonomy places the organism in Eukaryota, Metazoa, Chordata, Mammalia, Rodentia, Cricetidae. Gene Ontology annotation, cellular component: proteasome core complex; cytoplasm. The record is from RefSeq and is a predicted model, not a curated record. Gene Ontology annotation, molecular function: threonine-type endopeptidase activity.